Messenger RNA from Aedes aegypti (yellow fever mosquito), 1368 nucleotides. RefSeq names its product proline-rich protein PRCC. The transcript has a single exon. The record is from RefSeq and is a predicted model, not a curated record. The coding region runs from base 107 to 1336 and encodes 409 amino acids. Gene Ontology annotation, cellular component: nucleus. NCBI's taxonomy places the organism in Eukaryota, Metazoa, Arthropoda, Insecta, Diptera, Culicidae.
UUGAUGUUUUUGUUUGGUGAAUGUGAUGUUCGCUCGCAGUUUUAGCAAUAUUUCUGCGAUUUAGUUGAAAAUUUGUGUGCAAAUAAUAGUGAUUAGCCCGUAAAAAAUGUCCUUAGUCGCGUACGAUUACAGCAGCGGGGAGGAUUCGGAUCAGGACGAAGCUGAAGAAUCGCCAGUUGCUUCUGUUAAAGUUGUAAAGAAUGGACCCAGCAAAGUUUCAGUUCCAGAUGUCGCUCCGGCCCAAAAGGAUCCCGUUAGCAAGCUGGAUGACCUUAUAGAAGAUGAAGAGGAAUCCGUGGCGCACUUACCGUUGCCAGCUCCCAAAAAGAUAACCACCAAUGAUCUGAACGUUGAGGAAGAAGAUGAUGAAUUUCUGCGUAAAAAGGCGAUUCCGGAAGUGAAACCCAGUCCACUGCCACCUCCGCCUUCCCUGGCCAAUGCUCGGUCAAAAGUAAGAAAUGGCAAAGUACAAAUCACCAUACCGUCCCUGAAAGAUUUCAAGGAUGAGGACGAUUUCAAACCUAAGGCCAAACCGAUAGUCGGCGCGGAACUUCCCCAAAGGGCCACCGGGCUUCUCGGCAUGUUACCCAAACCAAAAUCGGAAACAGCUUUCACUGUUCCGACCCCUGCCCAGAAUGAUCCCACUCCCGCCGCAAAGCCUAUCGUGAACCGUCUCAUCCCGGAUUCAGUGGCAAACCGACCGCGAAACGUUCAACCCGGACAGAAAUCCUCCAAAAAACUCCACCCCAAGAAGGCAGAUACCGCCAAAACGACAGGAAAUGACGACGAAUCCAGCGAUGAGGACGAAAAGCUGGAUUUCUUCUCGCUAAACAUGGACGAGAAGCUGCCGGAAAUCAGCUCGAACGAGAUAAACGCCAUGGUGGCCAAACGAGCUGCCAAAAUGGCCGAGGCCGCCAAGAAAUUCGACGAACCGGAAGAACAGGACCAGCAACAGCCCGGAACCAGUGGUCUGCAGCAGAUGCUCCCCCCACCAUUGCCGGAAGAUCCGGAAGACCUGGCCAACGAGCGUGCCCUGUCCUCGCUGAUCGGUGGCAACAAAGCGAAGCGGGCCCGUCUCGAAGAGGUCAACAUCAUCGACAUCAGCUCCGCGGACAUUGUGCCCACAAAGGAGGACUUUAUGCGGCGCAAGUUGCAGGAUGCCACCGGAUACGUUCCGACCGGGCAUCUUACGGGGGAUUGGACCUGCACCAGCAAACGGAAGUCGCACAUCACCUAUCUGGCGUCGAAGGCGCAGGACAACGCGCAGGAAUUGGAGGCCAUGUGGUCAGCCAAUCGGCAGUCGAGGCGACAAACACAGAGCAAGUAUGGAUUUUGAGGGUAUGUUGGUCAGUAAAUUAUCUAAUAUAA